CCAAAUUGUACUGCAACUGAGCGAGCCAUUGCAAGACUUGCAACACACCCCAUCUUGAAACCCAGAUUUGUUGAACUUAAAGCUGCUGUGAAAGCUUUUAAGGAAGCGAGAAAGAGCACAGCCAAAGCCACUCCUUCGGAAAACUCCAAGUCAGAAGAAAAGCCUAAAUCAGUGCAACAUUUCAAUAGCAAUUUGGAUGGCCAAGCUCUUAAGCUGUCUCAAAAACAGCAAGGAUGUGAACACAAAACAAAAAGGAGUAUGCAAAUAGAAACUGACGGGGUGGCUGAAGAACUUAAUGAGAGUGAAUCUGAGCAGAAAACUGUGGAAAUUGAGAGAGCAUAUGCUUCAGAAGAAUCUUCAUUUCAGGCAGUAGAAGUGCAAGCAGUCAGUCAGAAUAAAACAAGCAAGAAACUUGGCUACCAAAAAAGGAAAGAAAAUAUGAGCAUGAACAAAUUAAAUGCAAUAAAAGAAAUAACUAAUGAUGAUAAUGACCAGGAGCAAGCUAAUGAAGAGGAGUACUUUGAUGAUAGUACUGAAGAGAGGUUUUAUAACCAGUCAUCAGAUUCUGACAGUGACAGCAAUGAUGAUUUCUUCAUUGGCAAAGUAAAAAGAAAGAAAAAGAUAGCAGAAAAAAAUACUGAUCUUCCUUCAGCAAAAGAAGAGGAUAGACUUCAGAAAAACAUAGUGAAGAAAGAAACGAACACAGCACAAGAUUUGAUCAUGGAAGAAGGAAAGACACACGCAAAAGGAAGCAAGCUAGAAUCAAUGUUCUGCAGUUCUUUGUCUACCUCUAAUCAGAAAUCUCAAAGUAGAAGAAGAAAUACUAAAGACCGGUCUCUCAAAAAUGGAAGAACAGCUCUUCUUAAAAAGGAACCACAGCUCAAGAAGCAACCAUUUGCAAAAACUGCAGGUAUUAAAAGCGACAUUAAAAAAGCGUGUUUGGAGCAGCCUCUUCAUCCUUCAUGGGAAGCAAGCAGGAGACGCCGGGAACAAAUGUCUCAAAUUACAGCAUUCCAAGGGAAAAAAAUUAAAUUUGAUGACUAG
This is a messenger RNA of Antrostomus carolinensis (chuck-will's-widow), 1044 nucleotides long. RefSeq names its product serum response factor binding protein 1 (gene SRFBP1). Lineage: Eukaryota; Metazoa; Chordata; Aves; Caprimulgiformes; Caprimulgidae. The annotation marks the transcript as partial. Gene Ontology annotation, cellular component: 90S preribosome; nucleus. The transcript has 4 exons. The record is from RefSeq and is a predicted model, not a curated record. Gene Ontology annotation, biological process: maturation of SSU-rRNA.